AUGGGAGAAGGCAGAGAAAUAUGAUUCAUGGUGUUGAUGACAAAGGAACCUGGAUUGAUGAUCCUGAUCAAGUCAAGUUAAUCAUCUUGGACCACUUUAAAAAUCAAUUUUCCUCCCAACCUCAAAACCGACCAUCCUUGGAGCAUAUGUUCUCUAACCGCUUAUCUAGAAACGACAGAGAAAUGUUGGAGGCUGAGUUUACUAAUGAGGAAAUCAAAGAAGCAGUCUUCUCUUGUGCAAGUGACAAAGCCCCUGGACCUGACGGUUUCAACUUCCACUUUAUAAAGUCUGUAUGGAGCACUAUUGAAGGAGAUAUCACUAACUUCAUCAAAGAAUUUCACAAGUAUGGAAGGUUGGUCAGAGGUAUCAAUGCUUCAUAUAUCACCCUUGUUCCCAAGAAGAAAAAUCCCACAACUUUGAAAGAGUACAGGCUAGUUAGUAUGGUUGGCAGCCUUUAUAAAAUUUUAGCUAAAGUUUUAGCUAAUAGGCUACGGAAAGUCAUUGGAAAGGUUAUCAGCAUGACCCAAUCUGCUUUUCUAGAGGGAAGGCAGCUUAUUGAUAGUGUCUUAGCACUCAAUGAACUGGUGCAUGAUUUAAAAAGAAGGAAGGAAAUGGGCAUCUUGUUUAAGGUAGACUUUGAAAAAGCUUUUGACUCAGUUGACUGGGAUUACCUUGACUCUAUGCAGUCUUCCUUGGGGUUCGGAGACAAAUGGCGUGGGUGGAUUAAAGAGUGCUUAACUUCUGCAUUUGUUUCAAUUCUUGUUAAUGGGAGCCCCACGCAGGAAUUCAAAAUGCAAAAAGGGCUUAGGCAAGGUGACCCCCUUUCUCCUUACCUUUUUUUAAUAGCUGCUAAAGGUCUGCAUGCUCUUGUUCAUGAAGCUGUAAAGAAAAAUCUCCUUACUGGUAUAGCUGUUGAUAGAGAUUUAUCUGUUUCCCACCUCCAAUUUGCUUAUGACACUAUUCUCCUUGGGGAAGCUUCUCUUAAGUCAAUCAGAGCAUUCAAGUUUAUCCUUAGAUGGUUUAAAAUUAUCUCAGGGCUUAAAAUAAACUUCAGCAAAAGUACCUUGUAUGGUAUUAAUAUUGAGGAGAAUUGGCUUAAUAUGGCUGCCUCUACCCUUAAUUCAAAGUGUGGGCAGCUGCCUUUCCUUUACUUGGGACUCCCUGUUGGUGGCAACCCUCAUUGUCUCAGAUUCUGGAAACCAGUGGUUGAGAAGUUCCGGUCUAUGUUGGCAACCUGGAAGGGAAAGCUCUUAUCAUUUGGAGGAUGCAUCACAUUCCUCACGUCGGGAGGGCUUGGCAUCCCAAACCUUUCUAUUAGGAAUUCUGCUUUACUAGGAAAAUGGUGGAAUAAUUUUUAUGAUGCUGAAGGAAAUGAGAAAUUGUGGAAAAAAAUUAUUGUUAGAAAAUAUUAUGAUGGAGUUUCUUCUACUUCUAUUUCUAACAUUGCCUCUCCGAGCCUCUCUCCCUUUUGGAAGGAUAUCUUAUCUAUUGGCAGGGAUUGUGAUAGAGCUUUUGGGUGUUUUGAUGAUGGUUUUAUCCGUAAGCUUGGUGAUGGCUCAAACACUAGAUUUUGGAAGGAUGCUUGGAUGGGCAGCUCUCCGUUGAUGUUUUCUUACCCUCGCCUUUCUUGCCUUACAUUAAGCAAGGAUGCUCUGGUUGCCGAAUUGAAGCUGGGUAAUGCAGGUGGGUGGGCUUUUCAGUGGCGCAAACCUCCCUUCGAUAGAGAAUUGGAUGAGCUUGAGAGGCUUGAAGAUUCUCUCCGAAAUCUUAAUUUAUCAGAUUGAAGACUUGACAAGUUCAUUUGGAAGCACUGCUCAACAGGUUAUUCCUCCAAGCAAGCUUACAAAUUUCUUGAUGAUUUCCCUCCGUGCCUUGAUGAGAAAUGUUGCAAGGUGAUUUGGAAUCAGUUUAUGCCAUCAAAAAUUAGUGUUUUUGCAUGGCGCCUCUUCUUGAAUAGACUACCCACUAAAGA
This is a messenger RNA of Rubroshorea leprosula, 1972 nucleotides long. The record is from the annotation of a GenBank genome assembly. Lineage: Eukaryota; Viridiplantae; Streptophyta; Magnoliopsida; Malvales; Dipterocarpaceae.